UAAAUAAAUAUAAUCAUAAAUUUUAAGCCUAGGUUUCUAAAAGUAACAUAUAGAUCCAUCUUAAAUCAAUUCUACAUAGAAAAUUCGAUAAAAAAUUGAUUAUUAGCCAUAAUGAAUUUCUAGAUACUUCUAGAAAAUUGUUAUUAAUAUUAUGUAAUAAUAUGCAAUUAAUAUAAAAUUAUGCACGUGCAUUUACUAAAAUAUCUAAUUAUUAGGGGUAUAUAUAUUUGCAGUAUAUUUGCAUAAUAUCUUAAAUAUAAAAAUAUCUUUUUGUAUAAUGGCUUAAGCUAGAAAACUACACAGAAGAGUAGCAAUCUUUGAAGCUGAAGGAGGUUCAGAUAAGACUUGGAAUGGUCACAGAAAGGACACCAUGCCAAUUGUUGAAGCCUUUAAAGAAUUAGGAUGGGUAGCUGAACCCAUCUUCUUUAGAGACGAAUGGAAAGAAUAAAUCACAAAGUAUGUGAUCGAAAACUGUGAUGCUUACAUUCCAAGAAUCAAUACAGGAAAUCUUCCAAAUGGUGAAGCUGUCUUCAACUAAGCUUUAAGAGAGAUGUGUGCUGCUGGAGUAGUUGGUACACCUCACCCUGACACUCUUAUGAAAUAUGAUUCCAAAUUGAGUCUUGUAGACCUUAAUAAAACUCCACUUUCCCCAGCUGACACAGUGGCUUAUUUCAAAUGGGAUGAGCUUGUUAAAAAUUUCCCAACUUCUUUAACAAAUGGAGAAAGAGUCCUUAAACAAAAUAGAGGAUCAACAGGAGAAGGAAUAUGGAGAGUUUAAGUUGCUGAAGGAGUCUAAGUUGUUAAGGGAGAAGCCUUACCAUUAGAUACUAAGGUCAAAUGCACUGAAGCAGUAGACAACCAUGUUGAACAUCACACUCUUGAAAGUUUCUUUAAAUUAUGUGAAAAGUAUUACAAGGUUGAAGAAAAUUUCCUCAUUGACAUGAGAUUUUUACCAAGAAUCAAGGAAGGUGAAGUUAGAAUCUUCUUAAUGGGAACAAAGCCUUUGUUUGUCAUCCAUAAGAAACCAGCUGAUAAAUAAGAUGCAUUUUCAGCAACACUCUUUUCUGGAGCUACUUAUAAAUAUGAAUCCCCAGAAGCCUGGCCAGAACUCAUUAAAUUCUUUACAUCAUGUCUUUAACAUUUGACUGACAAUCUUGGAGAUGUAGAAACAGUCUUAGAUUGGACUUGUGACUUCAUCCUUGACACUGAUGAAAAUGGAAAAGACAAAUAUUGGAUUAGUGAAGUCAAUGUUUCAUGCAUUGGAUUUACAAAUUAAUUGGACAUUGGCAUCUAAUAAGAAAUGGCUCAAGAACUAAUUAGAAAGGUCUACAAAAAGAAGGGAACUUAAUGAGUUAUAAAUAAAUAUAAUCAUAAAUUUUAAGCCUAGGUUUCUAAAAGUAACAUAUAGAUCCAUCUUAAAUCAAUUCUACAUAGAAAAUUCGAUAAAAAAUUGAUUAUUAGCCAUAAUGAAUUUCUAGAUACUUCUAGAAAAUUGUUAUUAAUAUUAUGUAAUAAUAUGCAAUUAAUAUAAAAUUAUGCACGUGCAUUUA
Molecule: messenger RNA, 1550 nt
Organism: Paramecium sonneborni
Lineage: Eukaryota; Ciliophora; Oligohymenophorea; Peniculida; Parameciidae
Source: the annotation of a GenBank genome assembly